AUGUAUCUCUUGGCUUACCCUCAAAGACCUGUUGUUAAGACGAAACCCAUAGAACUAAUACAUUACGACAAAUUGCCUGCCGGUGCCAAUGCAAUGGUGGCCGUCAUGUCGUACAGUGGCUUUGAUAUAGAAGACGCCACUGUUAUGAACAAAGCCAGUCUGGACAGGGGUUACGGCCGCUGUUUUGUAUACCGGAAUCAGAAGUGUGUUCUCAGGAGUUAUUCUAAAUUCAAUAAUAUUAAGGACAGAAUUAUGGGUCCAAUUGUUUCCGCCGAACCGCCGUAUAAGCCGAUCGCCAAACACUCGUGCCUUGACUUGGAUGGCAUCGCAGCCCCCGGAGAGGUAGUCAGCAAUCGGUCAGUUAUGGUCAACAAGUCAUCGCCUGUUGUCAGCAAUAUUGACGACACGAGUCUCCCAAAUGUUGGCGGAAGGGCUGCAAUGGAUUCGACGGCAUAUAAGGACUGUCCCGUCACUUACAGAGGAAUCGAAGACGUGGUUAUCGAGAAAGUGAUGAUCACAUCGAACAGCGAGGAGUCGUUUCUAAUAAAACUACUUCUGAGGCAAAUGAGAAGACCAGAAGUGGGCGAUAAGUUUAGUUCACGACACGGACAGAAGGGAGUCAUUGGACUGAUUGUGCCUCAGGAGGACCUGCCCUUCAAUGUGGACGGCAUUUGUCCCGAUAUGGUGAUGAAUCCGCAUGGAUUUCCCUCCCGUAUGACUGUCGGUAAGCUUAAGGAAUUAGUUGCGGGAAAGUCAGCGCUUAUUGCCGGCACUCUACACGACGGCACUGUAUUCGGUGGGACGACCAUCGAUGAGAUAUCGGAAAUUAUGUUGAAAUAUGGCUUCAAUUAUAACGGCACAGAAGUUCUGACUUCUGGCAUAACUGGGGAACCAUUGAGUGCUUACAUAUAUUUCGGACCCAUUUAUUACCAAAAGCUAAAACACAUGGUUUUGGACAAAAUCCACGGCCGUUCCCGAGGACCUCGAGCUGUGCUCACUCGACAACCCACUGAAGGUCGUGCCAGAGAUGGAGGUUUGCGUUUAGGAGAAAUGGAAAGGGAUUGCCUGAUAGGACACGGCGUG
This is a messenger RNA of Oppiella nova, 1083 nucleotides long. The record is from the annotation of a GenBank genome assembly. Lineage: Eukaryota; Metazoa; Arthropoda; Arachnida; Sarcoptiformes; Oppiidae.